This is a messenger RNA of Lasiodiplodia theobromae, 1584 nucleotides long. Its product is annotated as Magnesium and cobalt transport protein. The transcript has 3 exons. The record is from RefSeq and is a predicted model, not a curated record. NCBI's taxonomy places the organism in Eukaryota, Fungi, Ascomycota, Dothideomycetes, Botryosphaeriales, Botryosphaeriaceae. The coding region runs from base 1 to 1584 and encodes 527 amino acids.
AUGGCCAACCGCAUACAGGAUCCCGACCUUCGACGACGAGUCGAAGAGUAUAGAAAUUUUGCCAAGAACAGCAGCAACCAUCUCCUGCCAAAGGGCAGACGUCACCCUUGGGAUGGCGGUGACCAAAGCUGCAAUAUAUGGAUCAACAUGUCCUCCUCUCCAGAAGCCGCCAGUCAAAUCCUCCAACACACCGAUGCGUACGACCUCUACCUGAGAUCUAAAGGGUCUCAUCAGCACAGGCGCUUGAUUGUGCUUGAGGGCAUGGAACCGGACCUUGUCGGACUGAUCGGAGCGGAUCUUUUCAUACCCCCAUCAUUCUUUUUGGCCCACUGCGACGAAUGGACCGAUCUCAACAUCCUGGAUUACACGCGGGCAAAACAGAGUGCCUUGCGGUACUGGAAAGUACCGAUUCCUCAAAGUCGUAAUCUACCUGAGAACUUCAAAGGACCUACUGGCAACUAUGACGUUGUGAUUGGUAAAGGCAACAGUGGAUUCAAUCGAUCAUCCAUACACGUGUCGAAGGGAGACAAAAGUGUCAACUUCAGGAGUUUUAUUUCUUUCUGGAGUCAGCAGAUUGGUGAAGAUUCCUGGACAGCCGUCGUACUCACCGAUCCUUCAGAAGCGCGGAUUGUACAUCAGGAAACUAGACAAACCUAUGAGCUCAAAGAGUACUCCUCCGACCGCGAGGUAUUAUCAGAGGUCGCGGUCAAUCCAUUCGAUAAAACGUCACAGCUGAGCUGGGCAACUUCUACCCCGGUUUACAGGAGAUCAUGCCGCGAGGUGAUCAGAGAAAUGUAUACACAAGACUCAUCGAGCAGGGGUCUGUCUCAAACAAUGAGCUUUCCAUUUCCGUCCAUCAAAGAUCCAUUCUCCGCAACGAUAUACGUCCGCCACUUGGUACGCUCUUUAUGGGAAGAGUGGAUCAGCCGAAAUCUUGCAUCAAUCCACGAGAAUGAGCUCGCCGAUCUGAAGGAACACAAAGGACCGAGGGCAUUCGAGCACCACGGAGGGAAAAGCCAUCGGGCUCUCAAAGACUACCAAAAGCUGGUAGAUCUGUGUCACCGCGUCAGACUCGACAAGAAGGCGGUGAGGAGCAUCAGCUGGGCCUUCCGAAAUGAGGAUAGUAAAAACGAUCAAGAGGGCAUAGAGGAGGACAAAAGAGUUUGGAGCUUCCUCGAGGAGAGACUCAACCUUCUCGAAGAACAGAUUGGUGAAUGGAUGAACAUGUUCGCUCAGCGCGCGGCUUUGGAGGAAGCUCUUGAAGCGAACAGGCAAGCGCGUAGUGCUGGUCAGCUCACGAAACUUGCCACUGCUGCUGUUCCAUGCAGUAUUGUUGCAGCCGUGUUCUCUAUGGGAGGUGAGUUUGCAGCUGGCGAACGUCUAUUCUUUGUGUUUUGGACUAUCACUCUGCCGGUUACAUUCAUUUUGCUUCUCUGGGUACUUCAGGGGGACAUCAAAGCCUGGUGGAAGAGGCGCCAUCCAGACCCGAAAGGACGGGAGAUAAAGAGGGCUUGGUCGAUUUUGGGAUGGCAAAUUUCAUUCAAUGUGGCCGCUCAGCCUGAUGAGGAGAAGGCAGAAUGGUGA